Lecanosticta acicola is the source of this 1321-nucleotide messenger RNA. The record is from the annotation of a GenBank genome assembly. Lineage: Eukaryota; Fungi; Ascomycota; Dothideomycetes; Mycosphaerellales; Mycosphaerellaceae.
AUGGCUUCCACGACCACCGAAGCCUACGUCGCCCGAGCUAGUGGCAUCUCUCUAGAAAAAGUCACCUACUCACCUCUCGCCGCCGACGAAAUCCUCGUUGACAUCGUAUCCGCUUCCGUCUGUCAUUCGGAUGUGAAAGCUGCUCAGGUAAGUAGGUCCUAUUGGAGAAAGCACCCGGACGCACAUCCGCUCCCGUCGUGCCUAACAUUUCUCACCACAGGGCACCUUCCACCUCCAACUCCCUCUCAUACUCGGCCACGAAGGCGCCGGCUACGUCAAAGCAAUCGGCAGCAGCGUCACAUACGUCCAACCGGGCGACGCAGUCGUGCUCACCUUCACCAACUGCGGGAAAUGCCGUCGUUGCCUGAGUGGAAAAUCGCCCUACUGCGAUGACAUCUUCCAAUUGAACUUCUCCGGGAAACGAGAGAAUGGCGAAUUCCCCGUCAGGGAUGCGGAAGGGAAAGCAAUCCACGGUCUCUUCUUCGGCCAAAGCUCCAUGAGUCGCAUCGCUCUGGUGAAGCAGAAUUCCGCCGUGAAAAUUGAACCCAAACCGGAAACGAGGGAGGAAUUGAAGAUUUUCGCGGCUUUGGGAUGUGGGAUUCAGACUGGUGCUGGGGCGAUCCUGUAUUGUCUCUCCCCUUUCCAAACCCCAGCCCCCCCCCUCCCCCCUCUUCUUUUUCCUACCUUAGACUUCCUCCAAGCUAACUCCCGUCCCCGUGAUAUCUCCAGCAACAUCGCCCAUCCCCCUCCCUCCUCCACCAUCGCAAUCUUCGGCGCCGGAGCCGUCGGCCUCUCCGCCGUCCUCGCCACCCUCCUCUCCUCCCCCACCUCCACCAUCAUCCUAAUCGACAACUCCCCCACCAAACUGCACCAUCUCCUCCAGGCCCUCCCGAUCAUGCAACACGUCACGACCGUAGAUUCCACCUCCACGACCCCGGACUCCCUCUCCGAGCAUCUGAAAUCCCUCACUCCCGAGGGCAGGGGCCUGGAUUUCGCUCUCGAUUGCGUCGGGAACUCCGACGUGACGCGGGCGGCUCACAUGGCGCUGGAUAAAUGCGGCUUGUUGUUGAAUGUGGGCUCGAGCGCGACGGCAAGGGCGGAAUACACUCUGGCCUCGCAUCUCGUUCGCGGAAUAACCGUACGGGGGACACAUCAAGGGGAUUCGGUGUCGAGGGUGAUGGUUCCACAUCUGAUAUCUCUGUGGCGAAAAGGGAGGUUCCCGUUCGAUGGGCUUUUGAGCGAAUACAAAUUCCAGGACCUCAAUCAGGCAUUGGAGGACAUGCGCGCAGGGAGAGUAGUCAAGCCUCUACUUGUUCUAUGA